Aquila chrysaetos chrysaetos is the source of this 3122-nucleotide messenger RNA. RefSeq names its product family with sequence similarity 193 member B (gene FAM193B). NCBI's taxonomy places the organism in Eukaryota, Metazoa, Chordata, Aves, Accipitriformes, Accipitridae. The record is from RefSeq and is a predicted model, not a curated record. Gene Ontology annotation, cellular component: nucleus; cytoplasm.
AUGGCGGCAGCGGCUUCACCUCGCCGGGCCUUUCCCCCCUCCCUCUCCCCCCGGGCAGGGGCCGGACGGGCCGCGCCGCCAUAUUGGCUGUUGUCCUGGCUGCGGCGGCGGCGGGCCGCGCUCGCCAUGACUCGCAGGCGGAACAAGGCAACAGCGGCGGGUGGCUCCGGGCCUCGCCGUGAGAGGGUGGGGGGUUCCGACGCUGGUCCUCCUCCCCCUCCUCCGCCACCGCCGCCGCCACCGGAACCGCCCGCCCCGCCUGAGGUGGUAGUGGCGGCGGGCAGCAGCGGGGAGCCGGGCAGAGCCACCGCUCAGGUGCUGCCCACCGCCAACCAGUCAGUACAGACGUGCUGCCUGCUCUGUCACCGGGAGCGCAAGGACUGGGGAGGGCCGUCCCACAAUGGGCUGGUUUCCCCGGGCGAGAGGCUGCCACCGGACUUCGUGCCAACGCUUGUGCAGAACCUCUUGGGAGAAAUGCCACUGUGGAUCUGCCAGAGCUGCCGGAAGAGCGUGGAGGAGGAAGAGCGGCGGGCGGUGCAGGAGCAGGCCCUGGCGGUCUCGUUAUCGCACACAUCCUGCAAGUCGCAGUCUUGUGGGGGUGGCUCCCACUCCUCUUCCUCCUCCUCCUCCUCCUCUUCUUCCUCGUGCCACGGGAACUCAGGGGACUGGGACCCCAGCUCUUUCUUGUCUGCUCACAAGCUCUCGGGCCUCUGGAACUCGCAGCACACCAACGGGGCCGCACAGGGCAGCCCCCUCGGGGCCCCCCCUGCUGCACUAGGUGACAAGCACCCCGGCCUCGCUCUCUCUCCGGAGUGUGCCAGCCAGGUGCCUGCCAUGGCGCCGGGGCUCAAGGCCUGUCCCUACAGCCACGCAGCCUCCCCCACCUCCAGCAGCGCCGCCCCGGGCUCACCUCUGCCUACCUCACUCGACUUCUGCAAGACGCUGCCGAAGCAGUUCAAAAGCAUGUGCCGGAGGGCCACCCCGCCAGGUGAGGCCUUCCACUCCUCAGAGCAUCAUCAGCACUCGGACCUCACUGCUCCUCCCAACAGUCCCACGGGCCUCCCCUCCCAGCCCCCAGCGCUGAUCCCCUCCAAGCAGACGCCUGCCCAUCCGGGGCCCUUCGGCUCCCCGCCCCACAUCCCGCUGGGCACCUCCCCGCAGGCUGCACUCUUCCCUGCGCCCAGCACGCAGGUGGCAGCCCCGAAGCCGGUGUCCGAGUCCCCUCCCACUGGCGCGGUCUCGCACAGCCCGGGGUCGUGUAAGAGCCCUCACCUGCCCCCUGCCAAUGUGCCGCUGCUGAAGAUGCCGCCUCCACUCUCGGGCUGCACUCACCCCUGCAACGGGCACUGCAGUACUUCGCUCAUCCCUCCUCCCGCCUCCCACCAGCUGCCCAGCACGAACAGGGACCCCUCUUGCAAAGGGCACAAAUUCCCAAACGGUACCAGCUGCCACCCGCCGCAGCCAUGCGAGGCAGACGAGGGGCUCGGGGAGGACGAGGACAGCAGCUCGGAGCGCAGUUCCUGCACCUCCUCCUCCACCAACCAGAAAGACGGGAAGUUCUGCGACUGCUGCUACUGUGAGUUCUUCGGCCACAACGCGCCCCCAGCUGCUCCCACGAGCCGCAACUACGCUGAGAUCCGGGAGAAGCUGCGUUCACGCCUCACCAAGAGGAAAGAGGAGCUGCCGCAGAAACUAGGGCACAAUAGCAGCUCAGGAGAGCCUGCUGUGGACCACCGCAAUGUGGACGAGCUGCUGGACUACAUCAACAGCACAGAGCCCAAGCCCUUGAACAGUGCCAAGGCAGCCAAGCGGGCGCGACACAAGCAGAAGAAGAAGGAGAAGGAGAAAGCCCAGCUGGAGGCGGAGGCCCAGAAGCGGGCAGAGCGCACCCCUGCAGCCAGCCAGGCCAGGGAGCCGGCCGAGGAGAAGCUGCUGGAGUGGCCGGAGCUGGAGCUGGAGCGGGUGAACAGCUUCCUCAGCAGCCGGCUGCAGGAGAUCAAGAACACCAUCAAGGACUCCAUCCGGGCCAGCUUCAGCGUCUAUGACCUCAACCUGGAUGUCAAUGACUUCCCCAAGAAGGCAGCUGUCCUGGAGCAGAAGAACCUGCUCUCCCACCUCAACGGCUCCUCCGACCUGCAGGACAUAGACCUGGCCCUGGCCCCGCUCAGCCUGGGCCCCGCCAAGAACCAUGCACUGCUGCGGAGUGAGCUGGGCCCCCGAUGGGGCGAGGGGCCCGGGGAGCCGCCGCCAGCCCCGGCGGCCGAGAACGGCGUGGUGAAGCGCCUCAGCGCCGUGCCCAGCCUCUCCCGCAUGAUCUGGGUGCAGUCCAAGGCUGCGGACUCUGCCGUGGACGGCAGCGGGCUGAGCCCGGAGCCCAAGGAGGGACCGCAGGCCAAGGGGCCGGAGCCACCGGAGCCGGUGCCCGUGGGGAGCCGGCAACGGAAGAACAAGCGGCAGAGCGGGCAGGCGAAGAAAGGGGAGGGCGCUGCCGCGGGGCCCGGUGGCCAGGCCCGGCUGGAGAGCCCUGGUGCGAAGGGGCAGGUGCUGGGAACCAAGCACCCUUCCAAGGCCGGCGCCCCGGAGCCGCAGCGGGCGGCCGGCUGUGCCGAGCCGGGGGAGAGCGGGAAGGGGCAGCCCUGGGGCUGCGGCGGUGGCGGCAGGCCGGAGAAGGAGAGAAUCGGCGAGUGGAAAGGCCGGAGGGGAGAGGGCAAAGCGGAGCUGCCGGAGCCGCCGCAGCAGCAGCCGCCUGCCCUGGCUGCAGGGGACCGGCAGCUGCCUGCCCCCCCUGCCCUGGGGGGCUUCCCCCAGCCCAAGGGCAAGAGCAGGAAGAGCCGGAACAAGGUGGAGAAAUCCAAUACCUCGAUCGAUGACGUGUUCCUGCCCAAGGACCUGGACGGGGCAGAGAUGGACGAGACUGACAGAGAAGUGGAGUAUUUCAAGAGGUUCUGCCUGGACUCGGCCAAGCAGACGCGGCAGAAGGUGGCGGUGAACUGGACCAACUUCACCCUGAAGAAAACCACUUCCAGCGCAGCCCAGUGAGAGGCAGCGGGAGGAGGCGGCGGAGACGUCCGACCUGUCCGGGGAGGAAGAUGACGACUAUGUGCCCUACGUGCCCGUCAAGC